CGCGUUCACGAGCACAUACGGCCCCUCUCUCGCUCUUCUGCCGUAUUUCCCCUAAUAGCAGCCGGCGCCAGCUCUCUCCAAGGCCCCAGCUUUGCUCUUUCCGACGCUUUACGGCUGAGUGACGUGGAACGUCAACAGUGAAACAUGGCUGAGCCCGGAGAAUCGUCUCCGUUGUCUUCGCCUUCCCCUCCGCUGUCCUCCCCGGGAGCUGGAGACGAAGAGGAGACUGACACCUGGGAGACAGAUCUAGCCGAGGCUCUUGAGGCAGGAGGCUGUGACCUGGAGACUGUAAGAAAUAUCAUACAAGGACGGCUGGUGCCUUCAGACCUCAGGGCAAAAGUAUGGAAGAUUGCAUUAAACGUUGCAGGAAAAGGAGACAGUUUGGCAGCAUGGGACGGCUCUUUAGAUCUUCCAGAGCAGGCCGUCAUUCAUCAGGAUUGUCAAAAUCUUAUAGAGCAGCUCGAUGUAUCCGAAGAGAGGAAGCCGAUUAUUCUCCAGGAUGUUGAGUCUAUAGUAACUUUCUAUUGUAAAUCACGUAAUGUCAAGUACCAUGAAAACGUCAGCUGGCUUUACCUUCUGAAACCAUUGAUGGAGCUCAACUUAUCCCGGAGCGACUUCUAUAAUUGCUUCUAUGCAAUAAUGAAUAAGUAUAUUCCAAGGGAUUGUUACACUAAAGGAAAACCUUUCCAUUUAUUCCGGCUUCUCCUGCAGUACCACGAGCCUGAACUUUGUUCUUUCUUGGACACAAAGAAAAUUACUCCAGAUCAUUAUGCACUAAAUUGGUUUGGAAGCCUCUUUGCAUAUCACUGCUCGGUUGAAGUCACACAGGCAAUCUGGGAUAGUUAUUUACAGCAGGCAGAUCCAUUCUUAAUGUACUUCUUGAUGCUGAUCAUGCUUGUCAAUGUAAAGGAUGUUGUUUUGGCAGAAGAAAUGGAAUCUAAAGAAGAACUUCUAAAGUUCCUUGCAAGUCCACCUACAAAUCUUGAGGUAGCAGACAUAGAAGAUCUGUUCACUUUAGCUAAUCAUUAUUAUAGCAAGACUCCAGCUUCUUUUCGCAAGGACAACCAGAAUUUGUUUGGCAGCAGCCUGAUUGCUCUUAAAGACGACUCUGAUCUCAGUCAGGCUCUUUGUUUGGCUAUUUCUGUAUCAGAAAUUCUUCAAGCAAAUCAGCAAGAGGAUGGAGUGCGGUUCUUUGUGGUAGAUUGCCGACCUGCAGAGCAAUACAAUUCUGGGCACCUGGCUACAGCGUUUCAUUUAGACUCUGACUUGAUGCUACAGAACCCGGGAGAAUUUGCUCUGUCAGUGAAGUCUCUUCUAGAAGCACAGAAACAGUCCAUAGAGUCCGGCUCAGUGGCUGGAGGAGAACACUUAUGCUUUAUGGGCAGCGGUAGGGAAGAAGAAGACAUGUAUAUGAAUAUGGUUCUUGCCCAUUUCUUGCAGAAAAACAAGGAAUACAUAAGUAUUGCCAAAGGAGGAUUUAUGGUUUUGCAGCAGCAUUUGGCAGACAUAAAUGUAGAAGGACCGGAUAAUGGCUAUGGGCAUUGGAUUGCUAGCACAUCUGGGUCACGGAGCAGUAUUAGUCCCUAUACAGAUGGAGAUGCCUCCAAUGGAUAUAGUGAUGGAAAAGGGAUGAAGUCUUUAGUUAAUAAAAUGACUGUGGCAUUGAAAACAAAGUCUGUAAACGUGAAGGAGAAAGUUAUCAGCUUCAUUGAGAAUACUUCCACCCCGGUAGAUAGAAUGACUUUCAAUCUUCCCUGGCCAGAGAGGGCGAGUUUGGAGCGACAUGUCAGUAGCAGCGACCGAGUGGGGAAGCCAUAUCGGGGUGUAAAGCCAGUAUUUAGUAUUGGGGAUGAAGAAGAAUAUGACACAGAUGAGAUUGACAGCUCCUCCAUGUCUGAUGAUGACCGAAAGGAAAUUGUUAACAUUCAGACCUGGAUAAACAAACCGGACAUCAAACAUCACUUUCCCUGUCAUGAAGUUAAAGAAAAUGGUCAUAUGUUUCCCAGUGACCUUCUAGUAACUGCAACGCACAUGUAUUGUUUGCGGGAGAUCCAGUCUAGAAAGGGAUUUGCAUACAUACAGUCACGACAGGCGCUCAGCUCUGUUGUCAAGAUUACAUCAAAGAAAAAACACCCUGAGCUGAUUACAUUUAAGUAUGGAAAUAGCAGUGCCUCAGGAGUGGAAAUACUAGCAGUGGAGAGGUAUUUAAUUCCAAAUGCAGGAGACGCAACCAAAGCCAUUAAGCAACAGAUCAUCAAAGUCCUUGAUGCCCUGGAGAGCUAACGCCUUCCCAACAUGGCCGAUCCCAUAUGUCAAGGAAAGACAUUUUCUAUUUGUUGACAAGAUAAUAAAAUAGUUUUAUUUAAUUUUUUUUCCGGAUUCUAUUUCAUAACACUCCUUUUGCAUUAGUAUUUUUUUUUUUGUAUAAUGUUAAUUUUGACAAAAGAACAUUACUGAAAACGACUGUUUGCAGAGGAGAGAAGCUGCUACAGAGACGGCAUCGGCUUUAGGUUCAGUAACGGGACUGAGGAUCGGAGGCAUUGGUAUGAGACAAGUCAAUAGAUUUUUGUGUCUGCACAGCAGGAAUAACACUCAGGUUAGCAUACCUGCCAUGGUAAGCACAGAAAGCCUUGUUUGCAUCAGUAUUUAGAGCUGACGGUGUACAGAGAGGACUGUAUUACACACCAGAGGCCGAUUCACAUCCAAACCAAAUUCCUUUUGACCGUAAUGCACUAACAAUGUGUUCUGAGAAGCUGUAAGCACCAUUUUGUACCCAAAACAGACUGUUUCUAACUUACACAGGGCUAGCGCUGUAUACCGAGUUAACAAUGUCUGUUCAAUGUAUUAUAGUCGUUCUAUUUGGAAGUUCUAUGUGGGAAACAUGUGCAAUGUGCUUUGAAGGAAAAAAAAACGAUUGAAAAUGGGCAUGUGAUGACCCAUUCAACAUCGAAAAUAUUGUAUGGAGGGAAGAAACGUAAGCUGCGAGCAUGGUCAGGCAUCUAAAUCAACAAGUGCAUAGGAGCCGCCUGCAUCUCUCUGGAUGACUGGAUGUUAAAGAAUGAGUAACUUUUCUUUUAUUAAUACAUGAUCCAGAUGUUGAUUUUGAGGUUGUAUCGGGACCUAAUUUACUUCCAUAGAGUCCUCAUAUGGAAUGAUGGCAGAUAUUAUCUAUGUACAUUUUGCUUUCAAUAAAAACCUAAUUGGUAAAUGAAUAAUAAAAUGUUUUAAGGAAAAAAACAUCUAAAAUACCUGCAUCGUAGUUUGUCUGCAGCUUUUAAUAAAUGUUUGUAUACUUAUCUGAAAUGCGCAAACCCUUAAGAUUUUUUUUUUCUUUUUUUAAUAUAUCAUGAUCAUUACAGAAAUGUUUAAGGAAACCAACUAAGAAAGUUGUUGAUGACGGGGUUAUUGUGUCACAACUCGGUCACAUGACUACCUUUUAAUUUGUUUAUUGCAAAGUACUUCUUUCUAUCCUCUGUCCUCCUUGCUUGAAGUUGAAGAUCCACAGAGAGUCCAGAUCUUGUUUAUUUUCAACCUAAUUUUCUUUUUCUACCUUUUUUAAAAGGGUUUUCCAGCGAAAGAAACAGCCUGUGUACGAUUUCAUUAUUAAAGCAACUUACUAAUAUAAUGUUAUUAGCCAUACUGCUCAGAUCUCUCCAUAUCAGCUGGGCUGUCUGGCUUGUAGCUGUGACAUGACGUCACACUCUCUGAAAGCAGAGCUCCCGUCCCUCCUCCCCCCUCCCCUCCUGUCUGCUUAGAACAAGACCAUUGAUGUGAAGAGUAUAGCUCUUAUUACUGCCCAUUGGAUUUUAAGGCAGCAGCAAGCCUUCUGUUCAGUUCGGACAGCAAUAAGCCUGUUCUGAUGGAAAUUACUUUGACUGAGAGAGGCUUCCUGCUGCCUUAAAAUCUAAUGAGCAAUAAUAUGACCUCCACCUUUUCACAUUACUGGUCUCACCCUGAGCAGGCAGGAAGGAGGGAGGAGCAGAUACUGGAGCUCUACAUUCAUAGAGUGUGAUGGGACAUCACAGCUACAAGCCAGACAGCUCCUAUCUGUGCACUCUGGCUAGUAACAUAUUAGUAAGUUG
This is a messenger RNA of Hyla sarda, 4082 nucleotides long. RefSeq names its product TBC1 domain family member 23 (gene TBC1D23). Gene Ontology annotation, cellular component: trans-Golgi network. The transcript is spliced from 19 exons. Bases 145 to 2283 code for a protein of 712 amino acids. Gene Ontology annotation, biological process: retrograde transport, endosome to Golgi; embryonic brain development. The record is from RefSeq and is a predicted model, not a curated record. NCBI's taxonomy places the organism in Eukaryota, Metazoa, Chordata, Amphibia, Anura, Hylidae.